AUGCCUAGUCCAUCACAAGAACUGGAAAAUGCCGAAUAUCGCCCUGCAGCCUCAGGAGAUCUACGAUCUCCCUGCCCCACCCUCAAUUCCCUUGCGAACCACGGAUUAAUUCACCGCGACGGUCGUAAUAUCACGGCCGACCAGCUUAAAGAUGCUCUCCAACUCAUCGGCGUUGGUGUCGAUAUCCGACAUACCCUAGUGAAGAGAGCAUUUACUGUUCAUAAUGAGACUUCUCAUACCGGCCUUCGGAACCCGGGACAGGUGAAUGAGUCGGGAAUACCUGUGAUAGAUCUGGAUCAGACAGGUCGCCCUCAUGCUGUGGAACAUGACGUGUCUCUCUCCCGAGAAGACCGCGCUCUAGGCGACUGCGUUAAACCAGACCCGGACUUGGUUGACAGAUUGGUUCAGUAUCCAGGCAACAAAGAAUCGUUCGCUAUCUCCGACCUCGGUCGAUUUCGUAAGCGGCGAUAUGCAGAGCAAAAGGCAAAGAAUUCUGAACUGAAUUUCGACUCCUCAAAACACAAGGUGGCUUGUGGUGAAGCUGCUAUUUUCCAGUCUAUUUUUGCGUCCGAAGCGGAUGACCGCUGCUAUUUUCGGCACAUCCGACGUUUGAACGCCGAUGCUCGAGAGGCUUGUGAACUGCGCACAGGCAUUUUAAUCCAUCCAACGGCCGAAGGGAGUAUAUCCUCUUUGAAAGAGGAGCCAGCCAGCGCAUUUGUUCUAACCAGCGAAGCAGAGGCCAGGUUCCUUGUCAUGGCCAGCUUCGAUUCGAAGGUCAUCGAUGUCCCACAGAUGGAGCAAGUGCUCAAACAAUUUGAUCGGCUGGUACAGCAAAUCCUCGAGGAUCCAACUCAACGAAUCCAGCACAUAUACGAUUCCACCAUUGAGAUGGAUCUCACAGAACAAUUCCAUCUGGCCAGGAUUGGUCCGGUGAGCCUCCCUGCAGAGGAGGUUUACUCGUCUGUCAAAUCUACUUGGAUUGUUAACCCAAACGACCAAGAGUGUCUUGUGCCACCUGGAGGGCUAGCAAAAUAUACCAAUGACGGCUCCGUUAUUAUUAUCCGCGCAAAGGACGCGCAGAUCGGUCAACUCAAACUGCGAAACAAAACCCUCAAUGGUUGUGCAGCCAUCACAACAGUCACACAGCAAAAACUCCAACGGGUCUGGAGUCAGGUCUUGGAUAUUCCUUGCGAAGAUAUCCUUUUGGACGAUAGCUUCUUUGAUUUGGGAGGCGACUCCAUUCGUGCUAUAAAGUUGGUCUCGGAGGCUCGUAUGGGUGGCCUUCAGCUAACUGUGACCACAAUCUUCGACCACCGGUCUCUGUUUGACAUGGCCGAACACGCAGUGGAAGCUCGGCCAUCAGUCGUUAUAUCUCAAGAGUACACACCAUUCAGCUUACUCGAUGUGACCGAUGUAGAUGCGUUCAUCAGCAAGAUGACCCCAUUGCUUGCUUGGCCAGGAUGGAAGAUCGUGGAUGCCUAUCCAAGUCGCCCACUCCAGGGGAUUGCAGUCCUGGGAACUGUCCAGCUACCUCGGUAUUCUAUGCGAUACGAACUUUUCUACAUGGAUACCGUGUUGGAUCGCAAUCAACUUUUCCAAAGUUGCCAGGAAAUUGUCUCUCGGAAUGAGAUUCUUCGAACUGUGUUCGUGGAGCAUGAGGGCAUCUCAUUGGGAGUGGUUGUCGAUGACCUUCCCUGCCGAAUAAUUGAAUAUGAGAUUGAAAGGGAUGUGGAAGCGUUCAGCCAGAAACUCUAUGAUGUGAAUGUUCAGUCACGCAUUCCUCUCGGAUCACCAUUUUUGAAAUUCUUCUUCGUUCGGCAUGUUGACGGGCCCAGCAGCCUGAUCAUGCGCAUCUCCCAUGCCCAAUACUAUGAGAUCAGUCUUCCAAUUUUGCUACAGCAGCUGUCGGCAUUCCAGCAUUCCGUACUAAUUACAGUCGCGACUCUCCCUACAGCGGCUUGCGCGCUGUGCCUUGCGCGACGCCUCUCCCUCGAUGAUGUCAUUUUUGGCGAGGUGGUGAGUGGCCGCAAUAUUGGCCUCCCCAACGCUGAUGCGAUUGUUGGGCCAUUGUGGCACGACAACAUGUUGAAAGCGCGCAGUUCGAAGGGAUCGGUCUUAAGGAAAUUAUCUAUCAAGGACUGCACCGACUGGCCAGAGACUGUUGACUGGUUUGACUCGGUCGUGCACCAGGACGUUGAGCACGUUGAGGGUCUGUCUUUCAUGGCGGCCAGUAGUCUUAUGCAGACCAUCUACCUACAUUUUGAACCAUUACGGGAGAUCAAAGUGCAGGCAUUCCCAAUGGGGGACAUUCUAUGCAUCGAGGUUGUCACUGUCGAGUCGUGGUCGGACUUUGCUGUGUCUUUGCUAGAUGAAAAGGUCGACACUAUUGGGCAGUUGGUGAAUCACGUCCAUUCCAGGAUUUUGUAG
Molecule: messenger RNA, 2427 nt
Organism: Penicillium expansum
Lineage: Eukaryota; Fungi; Ascomycota; Eurotiomycetes; Eurotiales; Aspergillaceae
Product: Chloroperoxidase
Exons: 7
Coding region: 1-2427 (808 amino acids)
Biological process (GO): amino acid activation for nonribosomal peptide biosynthetic process; secondary metabolite biosynthetic process
Cellular component (GO): cytoplasm
Molecular function (GO): peroxidase activity; phosphopantetheine binding
Source: RefSeq, a predicted model, not a curated record